Saccostrea echinata is the source of this 10745-nucleotide messenger RNA. RefSeq lists its product as uncharacterized. The record is from RefSeq and is a predicted model, not a curated record. Bases 51 to 10343 code for a protein of 3430 amino acids. Gene Ontology annotation, molecular function: protein binding. The transcript is spliced from 53 exons. NCBI's taxonomy places the organism in Eukaryota, Metazoa, Mollusca, Bivalvia, Ostreida, Ostreidae.
CACUGACGAGAGCAGCUCUUAUGUUGGAGUUUUAGUGCCAUGUCGCCAUUAUGGGAAUCCUCUGGACCACCUGUAUAUUUCUAAUAACACUUUCUUUCACUGGUCACGUAAUCACUCUUACGGUGGAACCCGAUUGUCUGCCGUACGAACCUCCGCUGUCGAGUAGCGUGUUCCUGGAUACCAACGUAGAACCACCAGGUAUAAACGUAUGUUCAGUAAAUUACACCAGAACAAAGAAAGAGGACCAACCGUGCCCAGGAGUACCCGCCAGUAACUGUCCUAUAGAUGUAACGGUGAUUUGCCCCAGCUACAGAUGUUGUAAUGGGUAUUCCACUGAGUCUGACGCUGACACGAAUUGUCCUGCAGCAAUCUGUGAUAGUCAGAUCACAAAGACAGGUGCUUGUCAGAAUAUAGCAGAUGGUGGACGUUACCAACUUAUCUUAGGGACGAAGAUCACCACAAGUAGUGGGCAGUGUAACGAGCCAAACGUCUGCUCCAGUUGUGGUUCUGGGUUUUAUGCAGAUGGUCCAAAAUGUAAAAUUUGUGGAGAGAUAACUAAGUGCGAGCAUACCGUGUGUUCAAACGGGACCCAUACCGAAUGUGUUCAGUGUGAGGGAACGGUUGUAAAUCAGGUGUAUGGUAGGGCGCUGACCCCCGCAGCCGAUAAUGGACAAUCUUGUCAAGUGGCCUGUUCGUGGAGGAGUGAUAGCACAAGGUGCUACCCCGGAAUAUGUCAAGAUGAACUUGCCGCUAACUGCAACUGUUCUACAGGCUUCACGGGGACACAUUGUGAAAAAAUUACUGAACCUGUUUCUGUAACAUUUAAUGAAGCCAUAUUAGAGUUUGGAAUGAUCACCAGCAAAAAUCCAACUGACCCAAACAAUAUAUCUCAACCUCAACCGAAGAUUUGGGUUAAUGAAUUACAGUUCAAUACGUUAAAAGCAAAGGUCACGUCUGCAUGGAUCCCGAGAGAAUCACCACCUGAUCUUACAAAUCAUUACGUUACAGAGUACCAAGUGGGUCUUGUAGAAGGUUCUGUGGACUAUGAACUUACUCAGGCGAUUGGUGUUGUUACAUCCGGGACCAAAACUUGUAGUGAUCUCACUGUCCUAGCUCCAAAGACGUCCGCAUACACAUGUGAAGUUGAUUUCACGUUUGCAAGCUUGUUCAGCCAUAACGAUACAUUGAAAUGGUCAUAUAGGGUAAAGAAUGGUGGUUAUGUGAAGGUAAUGAACAAAGAAACAACGACUGAGGAAACAUUUUUCUACGACGGACAGGAAUCCUCAGCCAGCUAUACCUAUCACUUUGAUACAGUCAAGCCAACAUCUAAUAGUAAUAAUCCAUUGGUGGCUCCUGACCUCACAAACACGUCAUCAAUAAUGAUAUCCUGGAGUAACUGGACUGAUGAUUUGUCUGGAAUUUCGUAUUUUGAGUACGAGCUUACAGAUAUUGGUUACGGGACAUCAGUGUCCGUGAAAUCUGAGUCAAAUAUUACUGCCAACGUAGAAUCGGUUACUUUCACUGCACCAGCAGAUGGACUUUAUCAAGUUGUUCUCACAUGCCACGAUUUGGCAGGGAAUUAUAAAUCUGCUCGGCGAGUAUUUCUAUACGACAACUCUUCUACCAUUGAUAUCACUCCAGGUCACAUGAUAUCUGACACCGUGUCCACGUCAAACACAUCAAAUGUUUGGGUUGUGACCUCCGUGACGAGCGUCACUAUAGAGUGGGAUAAUCACUUCAAAAACUCGCGCCAUAAAAAUAACCAGUGGUUAAAUGGUGUAAAGGCUUAUGGAGGAAUUGACAAAACAUCAAAGUAUGACGAUAACACAGGGGAGAUAACCAUUAAUAGCAUUGAUCACGAAGACGGAAUAAUUGAUUUCAAAGUCAAACUUGCUAUAAACAGCGACGAAACAACAAAAACCCAGCAAGUAGCUGAGUAUUCUGUUUUCAACAUUCACAAGCAGCAGGAAACCUUUACUGGAUUAAGCUGGAAUAAUGGUGAUCGUAUGAAAAUUACUGUAACGGCUUUUGAUAUAAUGGGCAUGUCGAAGGAAGACCAUGUGACCUUGUAUAAAGAUACGACACCACCUGAAAUCACUGAUCUUUGGUUGACCAAAGAAGACAAACUUGAUGUUGCUGUGUUUGGAUUUACUGAUUUCAACAAAAUGACUAUAGAAUGGUCAGCAGAAGACCCACAUAGCGGUAUUGACAGUAUGGCUUGGAGGAUUUACGAUGCAGACGACAAUACAUUGCAGCAUGGGAUAGAACAUGUACCUCCUCAAGGGGAUUCUGCGAGCUUGACAGAAUGUACGAAUAAAUACCAUAAUGCCUCGCGUGGAGCAGACUGUUAUUGCACAGCAUUUGUCGGCUGUUUCCACAAACAUUUUGUGGUCAAGCCUACUGUUCCUAGCAACGGCCUUCAAGGUGUCCAUGAUGCAGAUUAUUUCGUAGAAGUGGUGGCUUCUAAUAAGGCAAAGCUACAGACUGUGGCACGGAAAAGAAUCAGUAUUGAUACCUCUCCACCUCAUACUGGAUUCGUCAUGGACGGUUCUGUGGGUCAAAAAGAGGUUGAUUACCAACAAGGAUUGACACUACAGGCUCACUGGUCGGGAUUCUUUGACAGAGAAAGUGGUGUCCGAUUCUAUCAAUAUGGCUUUUCCACUGAAUGUUUAACGUCUGCAAACUUUUCUCUAGUUACCAAUAGCAGCUCAAUAGUUAAAAUAACAACAUCUACUGAGUCAAGCACAACGGUAACGAACGAAAAUACGUAUUAUAUUACAGUUGUGGCCUACAAUGCAGCGUACCAACCUUCUCAUCCUGUGUGUUCUGAUGGUGUUACGAUAGAUUCAAGUGAUUCUUCCAUUCAAGAACUGUCAAUCAGCAACUCCCGAAUUAAAGGUGGCCUCGUAACGAAUUCAGGAGAAUAUUGGAUUGUCUCGGAUGAUAGAACCAGAAAGAAAAUUUACAACACCACAACUUGCAGCACAAAAGCCACUGCACUUGCAAGUUUGGAUCUGAUCCCUAUAGAGAGAGAUGCCAGUGGAAAAAUUCUGGAAGUUGAUGGUGAAGUGGUCUGUGCCAGUGCAACAGGAGCGCCUUCAGAUCUAACACCAGUUCUCUCCAGUGCCACCACUUAUGAACUGAAUUGGCGUGAAAAUGCCGGAAAAGGGGGAGUCUACAAUUAUGAAAUAGGGAUAGAUUCCACUCCUAACAGUGCCAGUCCAUCCAUCUUACCUUUCAUCUCAACAGAACAUCAUCCAAGUUAUCGAUUCGCAUCAAAUCUACUUCCUGUUGGUACUGAAUUCUACUUCACAAUUAAGACAAUCACCAAAGCAAACAAGGAAAGUAUUCAGAGUGUAAAAUGUAUCCUGGAUACCUCGGCACCAGUUUUUACCGGCUCAGUAUCGGUUUCUAUAAAGAACAAUAACGAAUAUCUAGUAGCUUCAUGGCUGACACCAUUCACUGAUUCAGAAGAUCCAUUUUCACUGGAUGUAGAAUACGCAAUCGGUACAGUGGCUUAUGGAACACAAGUUCAGAAGUUCAAACCGUUGCAAAAGGGAGGGACGUGUACGUCAUUGUCUCCCGCCCUCUGCACAGGUGUGGCUCUGAGCUCUCUGGACUGGAAUCUGCAUGGGUUUACUGUGUAUUAUGUCACUGUUAAAGCUACAAAUAGGGCACAAAUGUAUACGUUGGCUACGUCUCCACCCUAUACACAUGCAAUACAAAAACCCACGGCUGGCAUUGUCAUAGAGAUCCCAUCAGCGAACGUGAAACCGUAUGUUCCAGUGAUGGAUAUUGAAGACAUAGACUUUCAGAAUGAGACAGACAGGAUUUCAGCACGGUGGUGGGGAUUUGACCAUCCACAUUCCAAUGUCUCCUAUAAAUUGUCAAUCGGUUCAACCAAAAGUGGAACUGACAUAGUUAACGCUCGAAAUGUCGGGAGGAAUACAACCAUUACAAUUACUGGAAUCACACUGAACAAUUUACAGACUUAUUAUGUGAGUAUAACUGCCUCCACUGCUUACCAAGACACCAUUGUGACGUCGGACGGAGUGACGGUUGUGCAGGACAAUACUCCCUUAUUAACCAUCACUGUCAAUGACGGGACAACCUGUACCAUGAAUGUUGACAGCAAUAUGACAUUAUUCACACAUCAUGAUAUGGACAAUCGUAAGCGUUGUGAAGAGGACAUAGAUUUCCAGGCAUCUGUGACUACUUUGUCCGCUCACUGGGAAAUCCCAGUCGCUGAAUCUAACUACCUUAUCGACAUCUUUAUCAGGGUAGAAAUCAAAGAGCCUUUGGGAGGAAAUUGGAGUGGAGUAACAGAAUGGACGUAUCUUAUGACACAAAACCACCACACAUUUAGGGGUCUGAACCUCUCUCCAGGGCGAAUGUAUAGGUCCUCUGUCAAAUUUUGCGCCAGACUUCACUGUUUUAAUCCUGUAAAUAGUAAUGGCGUGACAAUAUUAGCCAAUAAUCCAGUAACUGGAGGAUUGACUCUAAACCAUCAAGGUUCCGGUUCAGAGACGGUGUCGGUAGAGGUUGACCAGUUCUACGACCCAGACAUCAUUUCUCCUCUUGAUAAAUAUUCUGUUGUCAGUAAAUACGAAUAUGCCAUCACGGAUAACUCCACUAACGGUAAUGUGCAUACGAGGUGGACAACGAUAACAACACCCCCUUCUGGACAGAAGUUAUCAUUUACAAUCUCAUUGACCGGUACAAUGGACUUCAGUAAAUGUCGGAAUCUUGUUGUUAGAGGCUACAACAAAGCGGGACUCUUCAGCUCUGUAUCAGCAGGAAUUAAAGACUGUGCCCAAUUCAACCCCAUUCUUAUUGUUCCCAAUGUCAUAGUAGAUGCUGUGGGUCCACCAGAUCCAUCAGAUGAUAUGAAAGGACUUGGGGUAUCUUUACCCGAGAAUGCAAUAUGGUCAACGGCAGAUGCCGACUACACUCCAUUUCGGACAAUAUUAUCAGCCGUUUGGCAUUCUGGCAGAUACUCCUCUUACAAGUGGGCCGUCAUUGAAGACAAAACUCCAGAGAGUGUGACAUAUAACAGGCAAACUAGUCCACUAUCACUGAGAGAUCCAUGCUCUCAUAGCGAUGUUGUUCACUCCAAAUGUGGAACUACGACACAUGAGUACGUAAACGUUGUUUUUGGUGAAAAUGAGUACUUAGUACAUGGUAAAACGUACAUGAUAUGCAUACAUGCCGAUGAAGAGAAUGUAACUAAUGAAUUGUGGACAAAUCUUCUUCCUGAGCUCAGUGUCUGUACUGAUGGUGUCAUCGUGGAUCUCACAAGUCCCACCGUGGCUGACGUGUGGCUCGGGAACGUCCAGACAACCAAGUAUCAGGUAGAGUCAUCCGACUUCUAUGUUAACUGGAAAUCGUUUGUGGAUAUUGAGGAGCUUGGAAUCGGGAAACAUCAUACGGGCAUAAGUUACUAUGAAGUCAAUAUAGGAUCCACUAAAGGAGGAAAUGACGUAGUGGACAUCACGAAUGUUGGGGUGGUAAACCACGCCCACUUUGGUUCCCUUACCUUGCAUUCUGGUCACAAAUAUUACGCAACUAUAACAGGUUAUGAUUUUGUUGGAAGGAAAGCUAGUAAAACUUCUGACUUUGUUAUUGUCGAUUUUACUCCCCCCACAAUCACUGAUGAACCAUUCAAACUAAGGACUGGUCGACACCUCACAUCCACAACCGAAGUGUCUGUCUGUUGGUCAAACAUUUUUGAUGAUAAGGAAAGUGGAAUAGACUAUUAUCAGUGGUCAGUUGGCUCCAUGCCAGGGUACAAUGAUUUGAUGGGAUUCACAAAAGUAAACGAUGUCUGUGCCACUAAUGACCCAUCAACACUCAGUAUGAUGGAGGGACAUGCAUAUUACAUCAAUGUUAGGGCAUAUAAUAGAGCAGGCCUUUCAACCACUGUAACGUCAUGGGCAUUUACAGUGGAGGCUUCUCCUCCAGUUGCUGGUCACGUGUUUGAUGGUGACAAAUCAGAAACUUCGAAUAAAGAAGAUCUUGAUUUCCAAACGCAUCUUAAUUACCUCUCUGCCUAUUGGGAAGGGUUCUUUGAUCCACAUUCGGCAAUCAAGGAGUACUACAUAAGCGUUGGAACAUGUCCUCGAUGUCAGAAUGUGCUUCAGCAUCAGCUUAUUGGAAUUGUUAAUGAGUACCGACUUACUUCUGUUGGUAUUGCCGUCGGGAUGAAGUAUUACACUUCAGUAACCGCCUGUAACACAGCAGAUUUGUGCACCACAGUGACCUCUGAUGGCAUCGUUAUUGACAAUAGUCCACCUACACCUGGUCGAGUAAGGGAUGGAUUAGAAACAUCAGACAUUGAAUACCAAGCUUCAAGAUCGCACAUUUCUGCGUCCUGGCAUGGUUUUUCAGAUCCACAGUCCGGAUUGGAGAAGUUUGUUUGGAAGGCUGGAAUAACACCUGGUGGACAUGACAUUUUUAAUGUAACAUUUCAGCACAUACAUUUGAAUUCUCAAGCUCGAAGUCUUCUUAUUCCUGGAGGUCUCCCUAUUGGAAGAAGAAUUUACGUCACUGUCGGCUGCUAUAAUAACGCAGGAUUGUAUGUGGAGGCAUCAUCUAAUGGUUUUAUUGUCGACGAAACUGGCCCUAUAAUUGGUCAAGAACCAUCGUUUCCGGUCGAUUUCGUGACGUAUGAUACCGUAACGGAUCAGUACUAUCAGGUGCAUCGAACAACUCUUAAAGUGGAGUGGCAGGUCAGCGACCUAGAGUCCCACAUCGAGCGCCAAUAUCUGACCAUCAAAUCUCACGUGGGAGGAGACUUUAAUAGUGCGCCAACACAGAUAAAUGGUAUUGUGCGAGACUAUACUUUUAGUAACCUGGACCUCCAUGAUGGCGUUGAAUACUAUGUUACGCUUAUCAGCUGCAACGGAGCUGGCCUAUGUUCCAACGCCACCUCCAAACCUCUCUUAGUCGACAGUACUCCUCCAAACAGAGGAAUGUUUGCAGUCCAAACUAACCAUGCUGCCAAUCUCUCUCGCCAUGUUGAUGGUCAUAUGACAUGGACCUACAAAAAGACGGUGUCAGUACUCCUGGCAUGGAUAGGGUUCGAUGAUAGUCACUCAAACAUCCGGCAUUACAGUGUCAACAUUGGGUCCUCCUUCUUUUUAUCGGAUCUAAAUCAGGAACCUGGAAUUCCGUUUGUCACCGCUCACAAUGAUACAGGGAUAAACAAAAGUGGAGAGGGUGUUGUUCAAACCAGUAUCAUCCCGACCCAGAGUCUCACUCGACAUAGAUAUAUCUACAUUCACAUGUGGGCAGAAAAUAUGGCAGGUCUAAAAAGUGCCAUCAUUCAUUUCAAGUUUAAGAAAGAGGCUGGUGGGCCUCUCCAUUUGGUACGUCGCUGUGACGCUUACACUUGUGAGGGACAUUGCGUCUGCGCGGCCCAAGAUGAGAAAUGUCCAAUCACAAUUCCUGUUACAUGUGUUAAUGAUACAGCAACUGGUUCACACAGUGUUAUCAUGGUGACAGACCAUCUCGGCUUCGGAUCUAGUGACGUGGAAUAUACACCAUCAGAUACGGUGCUGCAGGGUUCUUGGGUGAUCACCCUUAAUAAGGGAUACAAACCAAUAUGGUAUCAAUGGAGUGUCGGAUAUUCAAGUGAAGACAUUCCAGAAGGCGUCUACGACGCGUCUACAGAACUGGUGUGGCAUGACGCAGCGUCCAUCACCCAAAUGACAUUCACAACAAAGAAAGGUCAAUCAUUGAAACAAGGGAUGAGAUAUUCCUUCUUCGUUCGGGCUUGGUACUCCACAACCGUAUUUGCGGAUUUCAAGUCUAAUGGUGUCAUUAUCUCAAGUCAACCUCCGCUCAUCAUUGUUACUAACGGUGCUGCGGUUACAGAGAUAAGGCGAUACAGUACAGUUCGAGAUAUGGACUUCAUCAAGUAUGGCUCGCAAGUCACAGUGGACUGGACCAACAAGUUUGUGAACGCCUCUACGCUGGUUGCCAAUUUCAAGUUGUACAUCAGCACCAAACCUGGAGGACACAAUAUCCACUCUGUGGAUGCCAUCUUAGAUGGGUCUUCCACAAGGUUUAAUAUUCUAAGUAUGGGUGUGGAGAGUGGUGUUCGAUAUUAUAGUAAUGUAAUAGCCUUUAACCACGCCGGAGUGCACUGGACAGAAACCUCAGACGGGUUCGUCCUGGAUAAUACACCACCUGUCAAAGGAGUAAUUUACGAUGGCACAGGUCUAGAAGACUUGGAUUUUCAGGAUUCAGAUUCAGUCGUUGCUGCUCGUUGGCAUGGGUUUAAUGACAUGGAUUCUGGGAUAAGGUGGUAUCAAUGGUGUGUUGGAUCUACCCCCUCUAUAGCAGGUGACAACGUCUGUGAUGUUGUGCCUUGGAGAAACGUUGGUAUUCAUACCAAAAUCAAACUACAACUCUCAAAAACACUUCCAAAAUGUGUCUAUAACAAAGUGUAUGCUACUGAUCAGGUAGGAUACACUUCCCCUAUCGCUGUUUCCAAUGGUUACUGUUCAGACACGUCGUCACCAAUGCCUCUAUAUCUGACAACACUGGAGGCUAACAUUGUCGUCAAUGGUGCCUUUAAUACUUAUAAUCGUUAUGUUAAAUUUCUGGAUUUAAACACCACUGAUAUCUGUGAUAUGGCCAACAAACUGGAUGCCACAGGGUGGACUUUGCCUUCCGGUGCUUGUGCAGUUAUUGUAGAGUCAAGUCUUUCUCAGACUGAAAAUUCUUUUUUACAUGUGCGCGGUGUGGUUCAGCAAGGAGUCUCACUAACUCCAGGCUUAUAUAGACUGACUUUUGUGUCUAGUCACGCGCAUAUAAAUGAUGCAAGAGUCGCCAACAAGGAGGGGUAUAUAUCACUAGGAGAACAAAAACAUGUAUUCAUGCUGUAUACUAAACCAUAUCGUCAGGAUGGACAUGCGAUAGAAUCUGAGAGAAAGAUAAUAUCUUGGCAUAACCAUACGUUUUAUUUCAAUUUAACAAAAGGUGGAACUUAUGAGUUGGUAGUAGGAUCUGUUGGACAAGGAAGUGGAAUAUAUGUCGACGAUAUUAGGUUGCAAUUUAUAAAUACUAGUGAAAUUUCUGUAUUAAGCAAUGAAACGGUGCACGGUCAUACCACGUUUUUACAUGAAUGGGCGUCUGUACAUGCUGGAUGGAGCUUUUUCAACCCUGGGCCAAGUCCAAUUAUUAAUUAUAUGUGGGCUAUAGGUUUUUCUCAUGGUGGAAUUCAGAUACAGAGUUUUAAAAACACUGGUUUACUUCCAUUUGGAUCCAAAAAUGAUGUGACUUUGGUACACAACGCUUCUGUAUACUUUACCGUGACUGCUACUAAUGCAGUCGGAAGAACUGCUGUAUCAUACUCCGAUAGAAUUCUUGUUGAUUUGACUCCACCACUGAUACCUGAAGUAAAUGAUGGCCGGGGUUCUGACGAGGAUUACAGUGGAAUUAGCACUGUGUUUGUGAACUGGAAGGCUUAUGAUCAGGAGUCAGGAAUACGUUCUUGUGAAUGGGCUGUCGGGUUUUCUCCACAAUCAGUUGACUUAAAGAAGUUCACCGUUAUGACAACCUAUUCAGGAUAUAUUGAUGUUAAUUUCACGGACACGGAAAACAAUACUAUCUACAGUUCAGUUCGCUGCACUAACCAUGCAGGUCUUACGUCAUACGCAUAUUCUGAUGGAAUCAAAAUAUCCCAGAAUGCACCAAAUGCUUCAAACGUGCAGAUUACUCAUGUGGCUCUUUCACAAACCGUGUAUCCCCCGUCUGAUGGGUUCCAGGGAGUUUCGGAUUCUGUCCGAUUAUUUUGGAGCGGAUUUGACGAUACUAUCGGAAUAAGUUCUCAUAGAGUGGUGCUUGACUUUGCCAACAUGGAUGAAGAUUUAUAUACAACAGUAACUUACCCACAGAACCAAACAGUUCAAUAUAUGUACGUUACUAGACUUUCCAUGAAGGACGGAAUACAGAAAGUCAGGGUCAAUACAAAGAAUGCCCUUGGAAUAUCAAGCGAAAAUGUACUCUAUAACAUUUCGCUUUAUUCUUCGGCUCCAGAUAGAAAUAGCAGUGUCAACCCAAAAGUAACUUGGAAUCCGACGACCUCGAAAUUUAAGGCAACCUGGCCUAAUGUAUUUUCCUCCGCGCAUGCUAUGAGGUUUGAAGUUUCUGCUGGCCUGGCAGAAGGUGGAGCUGAAAUUCUACAGUGGGCGGAAACUUUAAAUACAGAGAUUGAGUUUGAAAUGCCUAAAAGUAUAACAGACUUUAAAGGAUAUGACGUAUUUGUGUACAUCCGGGCAAUUGCAGCAGGAGGACAUUACACUGGAGUAAAGGGAAAGGUGACAUUACCGUCAUAGUAUUUUAAGUUUGAUAUUUGGUCGGUGCUUACGAACGAUUUCUCAAGAAGAGUGUUGCACUAGUAAUGAAAUGUAUGUAUCAUGUCUCCCCUUCGACGAAGGGAUACAUAUUGUUUUAUCCUGAUUUUUCUUGUUAUUCACAAACUUUUUUAUAUUUUAAGGGAAGCUUGUGGUUAUAAGACAAUGUGUCAGAUACAUGAAUCUUAAACUUUAACCUCAGUGUAAAACUAGCUUUUCAUUGGGGGAGAGAGUGUUAAGAAAUAAUUAUAAGAAGAUAUGUUAUGUACAACCAUAAACCAUACAUGAUCAUAGGUGCUCGGUUUCAGAAUGGUGUACUUUGUGAAUUGUGUGUUUUUGUGUGUCUGCCUAUAUACACUGAAAACAAAAAUAACAAUCAAAAUG